This is a messenger RNA of Ceratina calcarata, 1327 nucleotides long. RefSeq names its product endonuclease G, mitochondrial (gene EndoG). Gene Ontology annotation, molecular function: metal ion binding; RNA endonuclease activity; nucleic acid binding. The record is from RefSeq and is a predicted model, not a curated record. The coding region runs from base 232 to 1212 and encodes 326 amino acids. Gene Ontology annotation, cellular component: mitochondrial inner membrane; nucleus. Gene Ontology annotation, biological process: apoptotic DNA fragmentation. Lineage: Eukaryota; Metazoa; Arthropoda; Insecta; Hymenoptera; Apidae. The transcript is spliced from 5 exons.
UGUGAUAUUCAACUUAAUAUAGUUAGCGCAUAGUUGGCGCCUUAUUAGAGGAGUGAGAGACUGAGAGGUUUCACGUGUACACCGUGUACAUACCGCGACCGUGGUACAUAUAUAACGCAUGUGUUUAUGCAUAUAAAAUAGGUUAUAGCAGGUUACAGUAUAGUUCUGAGUUUCUAAGAAAAAAGUUUCGUUUGGAUCUAAUUAAAACUAAUUAAAACUGCGUAGACAAAUAUGAAAGCAGUAACACGUCUCGUUUUAAACCUCAGUGCUGCGACUAGCAUAGGUUUGACGGGCUGGUACGUUGGUAAAUAUACAGAACAGAAACGACAUUUGAAUGCAGAAAUAAGAGAUAGCGGAACAAGUGUUUUCGGAAAUAUACAAAUUAAAGAAAUGCCUGGCUUGCCUUUAUUUGGUACUGUUUCUGCAGCCAGUGCAUUUGUUCCCGCAGAGUCUGAAGUAAAUAUGGGUUCAAAAUUGUCGUCAACAGCUACAAGAGUAUCUGAGAUUAUGAAAUACGGUUUCCCUGGAUUAGAUCAUGUAAGAUCUUACGAGGAUUUUGUUCUCUCUUAUGACAGAAGAAACAGAGUAGCUCAUUGGGUAUUUGAACAUUUAAAUAAAGAUAGAUUACAAUUCAAUAAGGAAGUGUCGCGUAGUAAAUGUGAAUUUAAACCUGAUACAAGUAUACACCCAUUCUUUAGAGCAGAUAACAGUGACUAUAAAGGCAGCGGAUAUGACCGUGGACAUUUAGCAGCAGCUGGAAAUCAUAAGUACGAACAAACACACAUGGAGCAAACAUUCUUUUUAACGAAUAUGGCACCUCAAGUUGGUAGAGGUUUUAAUAGGGAUUCAUGGAAUAGAUUAGAAAAAUAUGUUAGACAUUUAACUAGGACAUAUAAGGAAGUAUAUGUUUGUACUGGUCCUCUAUAUUUGCCAAAAAUAGAGGCUGAUGGGAAAAAGUAUGUUCGAUAUGAAGUUAUUGGUGCAAACCACGUAUCAGUACCAACACAUUUUUAUAAAAUAGUUGUUGGUGAAACAUAUGAUUCAAAAUUAGAAAUGGAAGCAUUCGUAAUGCCAAAUGCACCUAUAGAUGACGAUACACCAUUAGUAAACUUUCAGGUACCACCAGAGAGUAUAGAACGAGCUGCUGGUCUUUUAUUUUUUGAUAAGAUCUCACGUGAGAAACUAAGCAAAGUAAAUGGAAAGAAAGUUUAACAUAAAUUUAGGUGAGAAAAUGAGUAAGUGGAAUUCUCAACUUUUAUAAAAUGCACGUAGGAUAUACAAAGUAUGUAAAAUUAUUCUGUCUAGUCAAAUUAUUUUAUAAAUUUUA